GGGGCUUGACGGCCGUCUCCUUCGGCUUCCACCGUGGCCUCAGCGCGGUAGUUGCGCGGAGGUCUGAUAGGGUGCUACGGAGGCUCCCAGAUACGAUAGCAGCAAUAGGAAAACAUUUUUGAUGACUCUCUGUCUUGUUGCCUUGAAAUUUCCACCUCAUCGUGUAUUUUGGAGGCAUCGAGAAUGGACCUUGCUCAAAGAAGCUUUCAGACAAAAGACAUCAAUCUCUUUCCUUAGUCGACCAGAUCUUCCAAGCCUGGCUUAUAAGAGACUAAAAGGCAAAAGUCCAGGAAUUAUCUUCAUCCCUGGCUAUAUUUCUAAUAUGAAUGGUACAAAGGCAUUGGCGAUUGAGGAGUUUUGCAAAUCUCUAGGUCACGCCUAUAUAAGGUUUGAUUACUCAGGAGUUGGGAAUUCAGAUGGUAACUUACAAGAAUGUACAGUGGGAAGAUGGAGAAAAGAUGUUCUUUCUAUAAUUGAUGAAUUAGCUGAAGGACCACAGAUACUAGUUGGAUCUAGCCUCGGUGGGUGGCUGAUGCUUCAUGCUGCAAUCGCACGGCCACAGAAGGUUGUGGCUCUUAUUGGGAUAGCCGCAGCUGUAGACGGCCUGGUGACAAAGUUUAAUCAGCUCCCUGUUGAGGUAAAAAAGGAAAUAGAGACGAAAGGCGUCUGGAGCAUGCCAUCAAAAUACAGUCAAGAGGGAGUUUACCAUAUUCAGUACAGUUUCAUUAAAGAGGCUGAACACCACUGCCUUUUACACAGCCCCAUUCCUGUGAACUGCCCUCUGAGACUGCUGCACGGCAUGGAGGACGACGUCGUGCCGUGGCACACGUCCCUUCAGGUUGCUGACCGAGUAGUCAGCACAGAUGUAGACGUCAUCCUUCGAAAGCACAGUGAUCACCGCAUGAAGGAAAAAGCGGACCUUCAACUUCUUGUCUACACUAUUGAUGACUUAAUUGACAGGCUUUCAACUGUAGUUAACUAGAAUCACACUGUUCGUUGUAUAUAAACCAGUAGACCCAGAGAUUGAGAGAGGGAUAACACAUGGAAGACCCUGACACUUAGAAGGUUUUUUCCGCUUACCACUAUUUUGUAAAUAUCACAUGAGGUUUUAUUUAAUGAUGUCUGCCCAUAAGUGAUACAAAUUGUGAAGAGAAUACAGUUAUUUUUCUGAAUGUUCCAGGGAUUGGUUCCAGGACACCCCCAGCUCUCGGAUACCAGGAUGCGAAGAUGUUCAUGUCUGUUAUAGAAAAUAGUAUGUGUGUAUAACCUGCACACAUGCUCCUGUAUGCUUUAAAUCGUCUCUAGAUUAUUUAUAAUACCCAGUACAAUGUAAAUGCUAUGUAAAUAGUUGUUACGCAGUAUUGUUUAAGAAUCAGCAUUCUGGAAUUCUUUUUUCUUUUAAGUAUUUUUGACCUGUGGUUAGUUGAAUCCAAGAAUGUGUAACCUACAGCUACAAAAGGCCAGCUGUACCAGCUGCUGGAGAAUUGGAACAUCCUCUUCCUCCUUCAUUCUCUGAUUGCUUUUUUCCAUUAAUAUGUUUUCUAUUUUUUUAUUCAAGAGAUGUUUAACUUCUAGUGCUUUAGUUAACUGCCAGCUUUUAAUUCUGUUCUUUCCUCCUUAGAAUUAUUAAUAAAGCUUAAAAUUUUCGUAUUUUGUUUGGUAUCAUUGUAUGUGGAGAUUUCCUAUUGUAAAAUGCAGUUCACAAAAUAUGGGAAAAUCUGAAGUGAUUAAGGAAAUGUCUGAAGCAUAAUAAAGUUUGAAAAGUAAAGAAUAGUACUUUAUAUAUUUUGCAUGUUAUAUUUGAGCUAAAACUAAGGUUAUUUUUUGUAUAAAGGCUCAAAACUACAGAGCUCUAAAGGGGAUAUGUUCUAAAUUUUGGCUCACGUGUAUUGAAAUGGGGGUAUUUCAUCUUAAUGUAGUUUUCAUAUUCUAAAGAGGGAAGUAAUCUUUAUAUAUUAUUUGCCUACCUGUAGAAACGUUUAUUUCUUAUUAAUAUGUGCCUUAAGUUUAAAUAGCCAAAUGGUAGCUGUCUAAAUUAGAGGACUUCCAGAAGUGCAAAUAUAGUAAGAAAAUAGGAAAUAUAAAUAUAAAGGUUUUCCUUUUUUAAACUACUGUGCAGUAGACAGUCUUGGUAUUAUUGGGUUGGUGGUUUUUAGCUUUUAAGUUUGCUUGGACUUUAUUUAGCUUGCUUGGGUUAUGUCUGUCAAAGUAACACUUAAGUUGACAACACUGAGAAAUAAUGUUGAGAAAAAACCUUUUGUGCCAAAGAGUUAACAGAGCCUGACCACUUACUCUUGGAGACCUGCUUACAAGAUUGGCCCUUGGCUGGCAUCCGGGAACUUGAAUUUUAGGAGGGUUCCCAGCACUGAUGAAAGUGGCUCACUGUGCAAAUUGUCUGUGUAAACAAUGUGGUUUGUGCUGAACACCUGCUUUCCUUCUGGGAGUCUGGAGUUUUGGUAGGGCCAGGCAGAGGCUGAGUGCCCAGCUCCCGAGGAAAACUCUGGCACCGGGUCCAACCAAGUUUCCGGGGCGGACAGCCUUUCCCAUGUGCUGUCUCAACACUGCUGGGUUUAAGCUCAUCCUGUGUGACUCCACUGGGAGAGAAUUCUUCAGAACUUGUGCCUGAUUUCACCCCUGAUUUUCCAGAUCUCACCCCAGUUCCUUUUCCCUGUGUGGACUUUGCUUUGUAUCCUUACCGUAAUAAAUUGCAGCUAUGAGUACAACUGCGUUCUGUGAGUCCUGACAGAUCGAGCCUGGGGGUGGUCUUCGGGACGCCUGCCACAGAUACAAAGCAG
Artibeus jamaicensis (Jamaican fruit-eating bat) is the source of this 2795-nucleotide messenger RNA. It is a transcript of the gene ABHD10, whose product is annotated as abhydrolase domain containing 10, depalmitoylase. The record is from RefSeq and is a predicted model, not a curated record. Gene Ontology annotation, biological process: protein depalmitoylation. Gene Ontology annotation, cellular component: mitochondrion. The transcript is spliced from 6 exons. NCBI's taxonomy places the organism in Eukaryota, Metazoa, Chordata, Mammalia, Chiroptera, Phyllostomidae. Gene Ontology annotation, molecular function: palmitoyl-(protein) hydrolase activity; hydrolase activity, hydrolyzing O-glycosyl compounds. Bases 122 to 982 code for a protein of 286 amino acids.